AUGGCCCCUACAAACACUCUUCCCGCCUGGGCCGAGCUCGAGGCUCACCACAACAAGGUCGGCAAGACCUUCGUUCUCAAGGAUGCUUUCAAGGCCGACCAAAGCCGCUUCCAGAACUUUUCGACCAAGUUCACCCUCCCUGCCGACAUCUCGUCCGAGCCCAAUGGCACCGAGAUUCUGUUCGACUUCAGCAAGAACAUCGUCAACGAGGACACCUUGAGCCUGCUCAUCAAGCUCGCCCAGCAGGCCGGCGUUGAGCAGAAGCGGGAUGACAUGUUUGCUGGCAAGAAGAUCAACUUCACCGAGGACCGCGCCGUCUACCACGCUGCUCUGCGCAACGUUAGCAACGCCGAGAUGAAGGUCGAUGGCGUCGACGUCAUGAACACCGCCGGCGGCGUCAACGACGUGCUCAAGCACAUGCGCGAGUUUUCGGACCAGGUCCGCAGCGGCGAGUGGAAGGGAUACACGGGCAAGAAGCUUACCACCAUCAUCAACGUCGGUAUCGGCGGGUCUGAUCUCGGUCCCGUUAUGGUCACCGAGGCCCUGAAGCACUACGGCGCGAAGGACAUGACUCUUCACUUUGUGUCCAACAUCGACGGCACCCACAUCGCCGAGGCGCUCGCCAACUCGGACCCUGAGACAACCCUCUUCCUGAUCGCCUCCAAGACCUUCACCACCGCCGAGACGACCACCAACGCCAACACGGCCAAGACCUGGUUCCUCGAGAAGACUGGCGGCAAGGGGGACAUUGCCAAGCACUUUGUUGCCCUUUCUACCAACGAGGCCGAGGUGACCAAGUUCGGCAUCGACGCAAAGAACAUGUUUGGUUUUGAGAGCUGGGUCGGCGGCCGGUACUCGGUCUGGAGUGCCAUCGGCCUGAGCGUGGCCCUGUACAUCGGCUACGACAACUUCCACAAGUUCCUAGCCGGCGCCCACGCCAUGGAUAACCACUUCCGCGAGACCCCUCUCCGCCAGAACGUCCCCGCCCUCGCCGGUCUGCUCUCGGUCUGGUACUCCAACUUUUUCAGCGCCCAAACCCACCUCGUCGCCCCCUUCGACCAGUACCUGCACCGCUUCCCCGCCUACCUCCAACAGCUCUCGAUGGAAUCCAACGGCAAGACCGUCACAUCGGACGGCUCCCCGGCCAAGUACACGACGGGGCCGAUCCUGUUCGGCGAGCCCUGCACCAACGCGCAGCACUCCUUCUUCCAGCUGGUGCACCAAGGCACCAAGCUGAUCCCGACCGACUUCAUCCUGGCCGCGCGGUCGCACAACCCCGUGUCGGACAAUCUGCAUCAGAAGAUGCUCGCCUCCAACUACCUCGCCCAGGCCGAGGCCCUCAUGGUCGGCAAGACGGCCGACGAGGUGCGCGCCGAGGGCGGCGUGCCCGACCACCUGGUCCCGCACAAGGUCUUCCUCGGGAACCGCCCCACCACCAGCAUCCUCGUCGGCGGCGCCAUCGGCCCCGCCGAGCUCGGCGCCCUCAUCGUCUACUACGAGCACCUGACCUUCACUGAGGGCGCCGUGUGGGACAUCAACAGCUUCGACCAGUGGGGCGUCGAGCUGGGCAAGGUGCUCGCCAAGAAGAUCCUCAAGGAGAUUGACGAGCCCGGUGCCGGGCAGGGCCACGACGGGUCGACCGGCGGCCUGUUGGGCGCAUUCAAGGCGUAUGCCAACUUGUGA
Chaetomium globosum CBS 148.51 is the source of this 1683-nucleotide messenger RNA. RefSeq names its product glucose-6-phosphate isomerase. Bases 1 to 1683 code for a protein of 560 amino acids. NCBI's taxonomy places the organism in Eukaryota, Fungi, Ascomycota, Sordariomycetes, Sordariales, Chaetomiaceae. Gene Ontology annotation, cellular component: cytosol. Gene Ontology annotation, biological process: glucose 6-phosphate metabolic process; glycolytic process; gluconeogenesis. The record is from RefSeq and is a predicted model, not a curated record. Gene Ontology annotation, molecular function: monosaccharide binding; carbohydrate derivative binding; glucose-6-phosphate isomerase activity. The transcript has 2 exons.